Messenger RNA from Cavia porcellus (domestic guinea pig), 963 nucleotides. Its product is annotated as olfactory receptor 6E1-like. Gene Ontology annotation, molecular function: G protein-coupled receptor activity; olfactory receptor activity. Gene Ontology annotation, cellular component: membrane. NCBI's taxonomy places the organism in Eukaryota, Metazoa, Chordata, Mammalia, Rodentia, Caviidae. The record is from RefSeq and is a predicted model, not a curated record. Gene Ontology annotation, biological process: G protein-coupled receptor signaling pathway.
AUGGAUGAAAUGGAAAAGGCAGUGAUGGUGGGGGCGGGGAACAGCACAGCUGUCCAGGAAUUCACCCUGAAGGGCUUCCCUGCAGUCCAGCACCUGGGGAAGGUCCUCUUCCUGCUGCACCUGCUGGCCUACCUGGCCUCUGUCACGGGGAACUUGCUCAUCAUCACCAUCGCCUGGGCUGACCGCCGCCUCCACACCCCUAUGUACUUCUUCCUCAGCGCUUUCUCCUUCUGUGAAUGUGGCUGCAUCACCACGAUUAUUCCUAAAUUGCUGACCAUCUUUCUGUCAGGGAAACAAAUUAUUUCUUUUGCUUCCUGCUUCACACAGGCAUUUGCUUUCAUUUUCCUGGGUGCAACUGCUUUUUUGCUGAUGGGCGUGAUGUCCCUGGAUCGAUACCUGGCCAUCUGCAAUCCUCUGCAGUACCUCACCAUCAUGACAAGAAUGUGCGUCCUGCUGGUCACUGCCUGUUUCUCUUUGGGAUUUCUGCUUAUGGUGAUUCCGGUCAUAAAGCUGUCCCAGGUGACCUUCUGUGGCCCCAACGUCAUCCCUCACUUCUUCUGUGAUUUGGGACCCUUGGCAAGGCUCUCCUGUCCGGAAAGCAGAUCUAUUGAAAUGUUCUUCUACAAUAUUGCCUCCUUUAUCCUUUUUACAUCUUUCUUUAUGACUGUCAUCGCAUAUAGCAACAUAGUGGUCACGAUCCUGCACCUCCCGUCAGCCAGUGAGUGGCAGAAAGCUUUCUCCACCUGCUCCUCUCACCUCCUUGUCCUCUCGUUGAUGUAUGGUAGCUGCAUCUUCAUCUACAUAAAGCCAAAGCGAAGAAGCAGACUAGACACCAACCGAGAGGCUGCUCUGGUGAACACGGUGGUGACGCCGCUGCUGAACCCUGUCAUCUACACCCUGCGUAACAAGCAGGUGCACCAGGCACUGAGGGAUGCUGUGUCCCGUGUGAAGCUGCAGAAAUAA